AUGGGAAAUUUACAAAGACUGCUGCUCUUGGCCAUCUUAUCAGUCGGGACAACUGCUCAGAUCCAUCAUGGAAACAAUGCGGAGCUUGGUGUGACCGACGAGGGUGUUGAUGAGUGUCCUCAUUAUGGCAAAUGGUCACGAGUUGCCCACGAGCCAUUCUCUGGAUCACUGUACAACUUAUCGUACAUGAGACCACCACCGGAAUGCCGAACCUUCAACAGUCCAGUCAUAGAGACCGCCAUUGAAGAGACCACGUCUGCGAUCGCAGACCCAGACAUGAAGCAUCUCUUCAGGAACGCGUAUCCAAACACCCUGGACACUACCGUCAGCUGGCGAGGCAGGGCCGCCAACAACUCAGAAGAAGAACUGGCCUUUAUCAUUACUGGCGACAUCGAUGCCAUGUGGUUACGGGACUCCGCCAACCAGUUGCAGUCUUAUGCACCCUUCCUGGAAGCUUCGGAUGACAAUGCCUCUCUCGCCUCGUUGUAUCGAGGGGCUAUCAAUCUUCAAGCACGCUACAUCACCACGUCGCCCUACUGCAAUGCUUUCCAGCCACCGGAGGAGUCUGGGAUGAAGAAAGCCCACAAUGGAGCGUACGGCGGCUACAAAGUGGAGCCUGAGUAUAGCUGGGAUGUCGUUUUUGAAUGCAAGUAUGAGCUUGACUCGUUGGCAUCUUUCUUGCAGCUGUCUCAUACAUACUAUGAGAAGACUGGAGAUUAUGACUUCUUCAGGAAGUUCAACUGGGUCAGAGCAAUUGAGACGAUUAUCACUGUGACCAGCAACAUGAGCAACGAGGCGACUUACAACCUAGAUGGGACCUCUCCUGCGGCGUCUUACAGGUUCUCGCCCUUCAUCAACAGCGGCUAUGGAAGCCCUGUCGCAGCAAAUACUGGUCUGGUGCGAUCCUUCUUCCGCCCUUCCGACGAUCCAACAAUGUACCAGCUUUUCAUCCCCGCGAACAUGAUGUUCAGCCACUACCUCGCCCUCACCGCCGAGAUCAUGUACAAAGGCGGCAAUCACCCACUCUCCCACAGGAUGAAACUAAUGUCCAAGAACAUCCGCGCAGCGAUUCAGAAACAUGGCAUCGUGCACACCGAAAAGCACGGCGAUGUCUACGCCUUCGAAGUCGACGGCUUCGGCGGCGUCAACUUGAUGGACGACUCCAAUUCCCCAAGCCUCCUCUCCUCAGCCUUCUUCGGCUACCUGGACGAAAACGAUCCCAUCUACCAAAACACCCGCACUCGUCUGCUGAGCACCGAUAACCCCUACUGGGCGCACGGUCCCGUCAUAUCUGCCGUGGGUGGUCCACACAAUGGCCCUGCGAUGGCAUGGCCAAUGGCGUCGAUCAUGCGGAUCUUCACAACCGACAACGACACGGAAAUCACCGCGCAGCUACGGCAGCUUGUCAGUUCGACGGAUGGGUUGGGAUUGAUCCAUGAGGCUGUCAGAAGUCACAAUGCGAGUGAUUGGACGAGGUCGUGGUUUGCUUGGGCUAAUGGAUUGUUUGGGGAGUGUAUUGUGGAUUUGAAGGCGAGGAAGCCGCAUCUUUUGCAGCAGAGUUUUCAGGAGAAUUCCACUUCGAGUAACGACGACGUUGGAUUUGUGAAGGCUGCCACUGUUUCGCAAAACCAUGCGCACGAAUCGGCGCAUAAGAAGCCGUCGCAUGACCAUCAGAGUACAGCUGUGCCCGAGCACGAGGUUGAUAUGCCACUGGUACACAUGGCCGAUCCCGACACCGCUCUGGAUAUGCACUGGUUCUGGCCGUUUACAGGCUUUCUCGCCAUCAUCUCGGUGGUGAUAUUGGUCUUCUGGCGCAGGUCUUUCCAAUCGAGAAGUGCGUAUGAACGUUACACCACGUUGUGA
This is a messenger RNA of Fulvia fulva, 1863 nucleotides long. RefSeq lists its product as uncharacterized. The transcript has 2 exons. Lineage: Eukaryota; Fungi; Ascomycota; Dothideomycetes; Mycosphaerellales; Mycosphaerellaceae. The coding region runs from base 1 to 1863 and encodes 620 amino acids. Gene Ontology annotation, biological process: carbohydrate metabolic process. The record is from RefSeq and is a predicted model, not a curated record.